GAGCGUCGUUGGCCAGAAAUCAAGUUUCGGUGCAGUUUCGUUAUUGGUUUUGGCACACAAACGAGUUUUGCAUUGGCUGCAGCUACCUAUUCACCUGCCUAUACUCCUUCCUCUGGUCAGUUCUGUGGUUUCAAGUGAACGGUGUGGUCGCUGCCACCGAUUGCACUUGCAAUGACGAUCACGUCGUUUUCUUUGGUGACCAAAGGACCCGCAUUGGGCAUCCGUCACCUCCAGGUGCUGUUCCUCUUCACGUGCGCCACCCUGGUCAUGCUCCAGCAGAUGAACAUGAGCGUUGCCAUUGUGGCGAUUACGAAUUCCAACAGCAGCAAUCUAGACUAUCCAGAGUACCAUCUAACGGGGCAGCAGAAGUCGUAUAUUCUGAGCAGUACCUUCUGGGGCUGCUGCUUCACCCAACUGCUGGGCGGCUACUUCUCCAGCAGAUUCGGAGCCAAGAUGCUGCUUUUUGUGAUAUCGCUGGCCACCGGUCUCCUCAGCGUGGUCACGCCGUUCUCUAUUGCCUGGGGGGGCUGGAAACUGCUUUUUGGGGUGCGCCUACUGCAGGGCCUGGUCAUGGGCGGCAUGUGGCCCUGCCUGUACACGCAUCUGGCCAAAUGGUGUCCCAAAAAGGAGCAGAAUCGCUUUGGUGGCAUCAUGACGACUGGCCUGGACUGUGGUACAGCACUGGGCUUUGCUCUCAGUGGAGUCCUUUCCGCCUCUCACCUCGGUUGGCCCAGCUCCUUCUAUGUCCCAGGUUACGUUGGGAUUGUGUGGUGCCUGCUUUGGCUGCGCUAUGGCGCCAAUUCUCCCUCCGAAUCGCUCUUUAUUUCGCUGGCUGAGAGGAAAUAUAUUGAGUUGUCCCUGGAACAGAGUAAUGCCCCCAAAGGCGAGAUUCCACUAGUGCCCUGGCGUCACAUAUUGACCUCACGUCCGUUUCUCGUUCUGGCCUUCUGCAAGAUGAGUCAGGCCUGCAGCUUCUACACGCUGAUGCAGCAAAUUCCACGUUACAUUCAUGGCAUCUUCCGGUAUAGCAUUUGGGCGAACGCCUUGCUCUCCGCGCUGCCCUUUGUGAUCAUGCUGAUGUUUUCCUACUUUUUCAUCUUCCUGGCCGAGUAUCUGACGCAGCGGCGGAACAUUCCCCUGCCAAUUCUUCGCAAAACCAUCAAUUCGUAUGCCUCCUGGACUCCUGCCAUUGCUCUAGUGGCGCUCACCUACGUCAGCGACCAGAAUGUUGUUGGCAUCAUCUGUUGUCUGGUUGCAGCGGUGGCUGCCAUCUCUGGCCAGGCGAUUGGCUGCUCUCUCAAUCAUGUGGAUCUCGCUCCAAACUUUGCAGGGCUUCUGUUUGGCAUCAGCAACACUUUGAUGUCGGGGGCAGGUGUAAUAUCGCCGCUCAUCAUCGGCUUUGUGGUGACCAAUGAAUCGGAUCGUACGCAGUGGCGCUCUGUGUUUCUGGGAAUUGCCGCAGUUCUGUUUGUGGGAAAUUUGUUGUAUUUGAUUUUUGGCGAAAUGACUGUGCAGCCAUGGAAUGGACCCAGGCCCGUGGAGACAGGAACUGCAGUGGAAAACCAAACAGCAGAGCCUAUGCCAGCUCCAGAUGGGCCGCCUUCCAUGGAGAAAUUUACCUAUUUUUAGCACCACUUCGAUCCAGAAUGCAUACAAUUUUCACGCGAUUCAAACUGUUGAACCAUUUUCAUUCGAUUAAUGAACUGAUAUCGAUAGAA
Molecule: messenger RNA, 1718 nt
Organism: Drosophila miranda
Lineage: Eukaryota; Metazoa; Arthropoda; Insecta; Diptera; Drosophilidae
Product: putative inorganic phosphate cotransporter
Exons: 4
Coding region: 172-1629 (485 amino acids)
Biological process (GO): monoatomic anion transport; transmembrane transport
Cellular component (GO): plasma membrane
Molecular function (GO): transmembrane transporter activity
Source: RefSeq, a predicted model, not a curated record